UUUUAUUUUGAAAUCUGCGCUAGGAAGUGAAGUGACUAGAUCAACUCGAGCUUGACACCGGCUGUGCGGGAUGCGCUGCGAGGAUUAUCAGAGCCGGAGAGCCAGGAGAGGAGGACGGGAUCAGCGGGACGGGACUGUUAAGCCACCGGUCUGAAAGUGACCGGCGGUCGCCUUCACCAGGACCUCAGAUUCUAUUCUAUUCUAUUCUAUUCUAUUCUAUUCUAUUCUAUUCUAUUCUAUUCUAUUCUAUUCUAAAGGAGCGACAGAACACUAGACUCCAAGGCAGCAGAGGAAGGAGGAGAGCUCCAGAUCCAGAGAGAAAGCUCUUUACGCAGAGUUACUUUCCUUUCAUCCAAACUGCGCACCGGGGAUGCGAGGAGACGCAGAAACAGGACUUUUUCCUCCCUCCACCUGGGAAAUAACCGGCUUUUUGUAGCGGAAUUUCUUCCUUUUCCAACUGUACCGGGUGUUGGAAAGAAGAGACAGAAUAAAAAAGAGAGAGAAAGAAGGGGAAACGGGGCUGGGAGAAGCUUCCCAGUUCUGUCUCGGAUGGGAUUUUUCAUGCGCCCUGCGGAUGGCGGGAUGAAACCGGGAGCGGAGGAAGAGUGAAGAGGGGCAGGGAGGGAUAGAGAUUUGAGAGAAAAUAAAAAGGAAAAGAGAGGAGGAUGGAGUCGUCGGGCGCUGGAAGAAUGCAAAACGGACGCACCCCUGCACGAGACAAGAUUGAACUCGGAAUUUAAAGGCACCCAAAGGAUACCAGACACGGUGACGACGUUUAUGGGGGGUAUUUUCUUUUUCUUCCCCUGGACCCGUUUGUGUGGAGUUACAACUGUCAUUACUGAUCUAUUACAAUGGAAAGUGGAGGAAUAACUGGCAUCUGACAGUCAAGAAAAGAAGGAAAAAGGAAUUGACUCCACUUCCACUUGACUGAGGCGGUUGCCUUGCAACAGGACCGGCAUCGUCACAUUCCUUCUGACAAAUGUGAACCUUUGACGUACAGAUGAGGAGUACAAACCAGAAGAUUUUAGACCUGGACCCUUAUCUAAGAUGUUAUGUUGCUGCUGUAACAUGUAAAUCCUGAAGCAGAGUGCAUCCUGCUCUCGUCUUUGAAGGUGUUGCAUUCAGGUGCGGGUGGUAACCAUGGAGAGGCUGUUGCUAUGUCUGAUGCUGGUAGUUGCCAUGGCAGUGAGGGCACAGAUUUGUCCAAAGCGCUGCGUAUGUCAAAUCCUGUCGCCCAACCUGGCAACCCUCUGUGCUAAGAAGGGCCUAUUGUUUGUACCGCCAAACAUCGACAGGCAUACCGUGGAACUACGACUGGCUGACAACUUUGUCACAAGUGUAAAAAGAAAAGAUUUUGCAAACAUGACGCGGCUGGUGGACCUAACAUUAUCCCGAAACACCAUCUCCUUCAUCACACCUCAUGCCUUUGCCGAUUUGGAAAAUCUCAGAGCGUUGCACCUGAACAGUAACCGCCUGACAAGGAUCGGCAAUGACACGUUUAGCGGGAUGUCUAAGCUUCAUCAUCUGAUUCUCAACAACAACCAGCUGGUGCUGAUCCAUCAAGGGGCUUUCAAUGACCUGCUUGCACUAGAAGAGUUAGACCUGAGUUACAACAACUUGGAUUCUAUUCCAUGGGAGGCUAUACAGAAAAUGACAAGCCUCCACACGUUGAGUUUAGACCACAACAUGCUGGACUUCAUUCCUGAGGGAACCUUUUCCCUUCUACAGAAACUCAACCGGCUGGAUGUCACAUCUAAUAAGCUUCAAAAGUUACCACCCGACCCACUUUUUCAGCGAGCCCAGGUCCUAGCAACAUCAGGCAUCCUGAGCACCUCUUCCUUUGCCCUGUCUUUUGGUGGAAACCCCCUCCACUGUAACUGUGAGUUACUCUGGCUGAGGAGGCUGAACCGAGAGGACGACCUGGAGACGUGCGCCACGCCUCAGCAUCUCUCUGGCAGAUACUUCUGGUCCAUUCCCGAAGAGGAAUUCCUCUGUGAGCCCCCCCUCAUCACCAGAUACUCCCAUGAGAUGAGAGUUCUAGAGGGGCAGAGAGUUUCACUCAGGUGUAAGGCGAGGGGCGAUCCAGAACCAGCCAUUCACUGGAUCUCUCCUGAAGGCAAACUGGUGUCUAACUCCUCAAGAACCUUGGUCUACAACAACGGGACCCUGGACAUCAUCAUCACCACUGUGAAAGACACCGGCUCCUUCACCUGCAUCUCCUCCAACCCUGCUGGUGAAGCCCACCAAACUGUGGACCUGGUCAUCAUAAAACUCCCACACAUCUCCAAUAACACCAACAACAUUCAGGAGCCCGAUCCGGGUUCGUCCGACAUCUCCACCUCAAGCCGGGGCGGUGCUAAUGGCAGCGAUGUAACAGGUGACAUAAAAAGUGGGGUCGAUAAGCGGGUGGUGACCGCUGAGGCCACAUCCUCAACUGCGCUGAUCAAGUUCAACUUCCAGAGGAACAUACCAGGAAUCCGGAUGUUCCAGAUACAGUACAACGGAAGCCAGGACGACUCGCUGGUCUACAGAAUGAUCCCCCCAUCAAGCAAGAGCUUCCUGGUCAAUAAUUUGGCAGCGGGAACUCAAUACGAUCUCUGUGUUUUGGCCAUUUAUGAUGAUGUCAUCACCUCCCUGACUGCCACACGGGUGGUCGGCUGUGUGCAGUUCUCAACCGAGUCAGAGUACAUGAGAUGUCAUUUUAUGCAGUCUCAGUUCCUCGGCGGGACGAUGAUCAUCAUCAUCGGAGGGAUAAUUGUGGCCUCCGUGCUGGUUUUCAUCAUCAUCCUGAUGAUACGGUACAAGGUGUGCAAUCCAGGUGGGGGUGGUAAAGGGGUCUCCAUGUCGAUGAUAAACAUGCACUCGCAGACGAAUGGUCAGCAGUCGACAGGAUCCAACAUAACCCCCAGCUCCUCCAAACACGGAUCCAUCGGACUGGAAGACCCUCCGGCGCCAGCAAAAAAAAGAGGUGGAGCAGCAGCUGCAGGGGGAGCAUGUGGGGGGAAGGACAAAAUAUCCCAGUCAUCGGAGUGCUCCCUGCCUGACUACUUCACCGCAACAUCGGUUCUUAGCCAGAGUUGGGAGUCUAAAAGCCCGACAUCCGGGGUGGAGGACCAGGAGAAAGCGAGCGAACAAAGACCUAAAACCAGCGUCGUCCUGCCAGCCUCCUCCACCGGCUCCCUGCACAAGCCAAAGCGCAAGCCUGCUCCCAGCAAGCCGGCCUCCGCUGGCUCAAACACCGCAAAGAUACCCGAGAAACUCCCAUCCACCUCCUCUCCUCGCCCCACUCUGUCCUCCCCGGCAUCUACAACCAAUGCAGCUCCUAUCACCUCAUCUACUCCCAACCCUAUAGAGAACCCAAACACCAACCGCAACAAUUCCACCUCCCUCACCCAAAUCCCACCUCCUACCUUCACUCCUUCCCCGUUCGGCAGUCGUUCUGCCGCUCCCAGCCCUGUUCCCUCUGUGCGAUUCAGAGAGACUCCCAUCCUGCGCAGGGCACCGCGCACUGCCUCAUCUUCUGCUAAGUACCAGACUCUUCCUGUGGAAGAGGGAGGCAGAAGCAGAGCGAGGAGAAGGUACUCCCUCAGUGAAGGGGGCUCAAAGACUUACUCGCCCCAUCAGGGCGCGGGAGGAGCGCCCAAGCUGGGGCGUCUGGUGCGGGACAAAAGAAGUCGGUCAAUGAGCGGCAUUCUCCUCCCUAAAGACGAGGGUGCAGACUCUGACAAAGGCCGCUGUGACUCUGACUGGAUUCUGGAAAGCACAGUUUGAAGUGAAGCGAGGCAGCAGCUAAAACAGAAACUUUUCAUUCAUAACUGUUUAACCUUUGUGUGAGAGUAUGCCGUGUGUUUGGGUUUGUUUAAAGGCGUAUGGGUGAAGGGGAGAACCUGUCAUUCAGCGUGUUGUUACUGUUCCGAAUGUACAUUUUUAUGUUUGAGUUUUCUCUGAUUUCCCCUCUUUUUUAAAGCCUUUUUUAGCUCUUCUUUUCAUUAUGUUUCUUCACAGCUUUUUGUAUUCCGUUCUGUUUGACAUCAUCACUUUUCCUGGUCAGUCUCUUUUUUUUCAACGGGUGAAGUUCUUGCCUUGUCUCGUAGCACCCUCGACUUGUCUCGUUGGUUCCACUUUAUAGCACAAAAGAAAAAAAACAAGACAACAAGCUUGCCAUGUCAUUUCCGAUUCACACUCACCUUAUCUGACAAUACUACUAAAAGGGAAUUUUAAAAAAGGGAACGAGGAGAAAGAUGAAUCGAUUGGGAAAAUAAGCACAUUAUUCUCAACGCAUACACACUCACAGUGAGUGUGUGUCCAUAACUUGGCAAGAGAACAGCAGUCAGUGCCUUCUUUUGCACUAACAGACCCUCACUAACUGAUAGAGCCACAAUGUAGGAGAUCACACCGGCUCCACCAUUGGAGGAAUUUGGAUGAAUGGGAUCAACUAAGGAAGAGCGAGAUUUCACACAUAGCCUUUCUUACCUUCUGCAGAGUACAGAUCUUUUCUUGUGUGUAUAAAGGAAAGAUCGAACAACACAUUGAGAAUCUAAUGGACCUCUUAUGAAAUUGAUAUUUUUUAACAGGAAUUAAAGAAAAAAAAGAACAUGAUUACUUUGUGAGCUUUUCACUGGCAUUGGUAUACUAUGGCCUGUGUUGGUCACACGCUCCCAGAAAGCUUCUGUACAGAAAAAAAAUUCAAAAAAUAAAAAAACAACAUGUACUGUGUUGUUAUGUUGUGUAAAAUAAAAAGGGAUAAAAUAAAAAAAAA
This is a messenger RNA of Oryzias melastigma (Indian medaka), 4759 nucleotides long. It is a transcript of the gene lrfn5a, whose product is annotated as leucine rich repeat and fibronectin type III domain containing 5a. Gene Ontology annotation, molecular function: protein binding. Bases 1141 to 3771 code for a protein of 876 amino acids. Lineage: Eukaryota; Metazoa; Chordata; Actinopteri; Beloniformes; Adrianichthyidae. The transcript is spliced from 11 exons. The record is from RefSeq and is a predicted model, not a curated record.